Scutellospora calospora is the source of this 709-nucleotide messenger RNA. The record is from the annotation of a GenBank genome assembly. NCBI's taxonomy places the organism in Eukaryota, Fungi, Glomeromycota, Glomeromycetes, Diversisporales, Gigasporaceae.
AUGGCUAAAAAUGAAAAAAUUUUUACCAAAGAAAAUAUCGGUUUAGAAGAUAUUUUUGUCAAAGGUACAUUUAGAUUUGAUGAUCUUGAUAAAAAUAUGAAAUCACGUAUAAAUCAAGAUGAUUGGGAACUUAUGACAGCUAUUGAUACACCUAUCGAUGUAGACGAAUUAAAAGAUAACAAAUCUAAAUGCAGUUGUAGUAAACCAUUUUGGCAUGAUUUUAGUGUAUAUGUUUACAUUUCCCAUACAAAUAAAGGACAAAAAAAUGAAUCACAGGGAAUGCCUUAUGGAGUAAAAAAAGUAGAUACAGAUAAAAAUAUAAUCGUUUAUUGUUGUGAUAAAGAUACUGUAACUAAUUCUAAUGGAUAUCAACCAAAUACUAUCUGGGUCUUAACUGUAACUUUUGAUCCAGUAAUGAUGAGAAAAAGAAUAGAAAGAAGUUUAUCAUUACCUAAUAUCAAAUAUGAUAAUGAUAUUACUUUUUUCGGUAGAGAACCAAUAUUACCAACUCAUUCUGGACCUUUUCUCAUUCUUGAUAAAGUAAUACCCAUCAUGGCUUAUGAUACAAACAUGGAUAGCGUAACAAAUCUUAAAAUCACAAGUCAAUCUGCUAUGCAGCAAUUAGUCGAUGCUGUAAAAGCUGCUAUUGAAAAUCCUGAUGGAAAACCAAAUAUUCCACUUAAUGUUCCUAUUGAUCCUAAUAGUGUUG